Aegilops tauschii subsp. strangulata is the source of this 1137-nucleotide messenger RNA. RefSeq names its product glutathione S-transferase U20-like. Lineage: Eukaryota; Viridiplantae; Streptophyta; Magnoliopsida; Poales; Poaceae. Gene Ontology annotation, molecular function: glutathione transferase activity. Gene Ontology annotation, biological process: glutathione metabolic process. The record is from RefSeq and is a predicted model, not a curated record. Gene Ontology annotation, cellular component: cytoplasm.
CACCCGAAGAAAGCCAUGGACGCCGCCGGCGAGAGCGCCGUGACGUGCGUCGACAAAUGGGCCAACGGGUUCGGCAUGAGGGCGCGGAUCGCGCUGCGCGAGCUAGGCGUGGCGUUCGAGUACGUCGAGGAGGACCUCCACGUCGGCGAGAGGAGCGAACUGGUGCGGCGCAUGAACCCCGUCCACCGCUCCGUGCCCAUCCAGAUCCACCGCGGCCGUCCGGUCUGCGGCUCCCUCAACAUCCUCGAGUACAUCGACGAGGUCUGGAGUGCACCAGGCGAGACCCGGCGCUUGCUCCCCGGCGACCCGGCCGGCAGGGCCGACGCCAGGUUUUGGGCCGACUUCGUUGACCACAAGGUGUUCCCUACUCAGACAAGGUUCCUGAAGAGCAAGGGUGAGGAGAAAGAUGUGGCCAAGGAAGAGUUGGUUGAGCAACUCAAACGCCUAGAUGAGGUGCUCGGGGAGAAGGGAUUUUUUUCUGGUGACGAAUUCGGGUUCUUGGACAUCGUCCUCAUCCCAUUUUCAAGCAUGUUCCGUGGGUACGAGCAGCAUGGAGGGUUUGACCUCGAGGUUGAGUGCCCCAACCUCAUGCGAUGGGUGAAGAGGUGCAAGGAGAGGGAGAGUGUAAGAGAGGUUCUUCCGGAUGAGGCAAAGAUGUACGAUUUACACAAGGAGUGGUACGGCAUUGAGUAAAGAAGCCGGCUUCAGUAGCUGCGGCUGAAUUAAUCUAGUCCUCUAUGUAUGAGCAGUUAAAAUUUGCCUCCCAAAUAAAUAUUGUCGUUAGAUACAUGGUGAAUUUUGUAUUGUGUAUUUAUUAGGCAUAGUUAAUGUCGACGUUUUCCCUUUAAACUAGGUCAAUUUUUCUUUUGUGAUGGUAAUAGGGUGUUUUAUUUCAAACUCACAGAAUUACAAUCCUUAGCAACAAGUUCAGAAAUAAAAGGAGGGGAUUGGUUAAGCCAGCACGCAGUGCUAUCCCCAGAUCUACCAUAAUUUGCUAAGCAAUGUGCAACUUUGUUUUGAUCACGAGAAACUUUAACACGAACAAACACCCUAUUCUCCAGUAAACCUUUGAUUUCUGCCAAGAAAUGACCAUAUGCUGAUCUAUCCAGUGAAUCAUUAGACAGUGCUGACAAAGCU